Messenger RNA from Trichobilharzia regenti, 256 nucleotides. The record is from the annotation of a GenBank genome assembly. Lineage: Eukaryota; Metazoa; Platyhelminthes; Trematoda; Strigeidida; Schistosomatidae.
GCUUCAAUUUACAACCUGAUUCAUCUACAUUACCGGAAAAUGACAUCAGUGUUAAUGUGUCAAUACGCUUGGCUGAUACCAAAUUUAGCUCAAAUGGAUCAGUGAUCAAUCUUCCUAUUUCUGCUCAAUUCGGUAGCGUUAAAGCUGUUUCACAAAUUGGAGGUAUAGUUUCUAGAGAUGGUAAAGAGACGCUAAAUUUAGUAAUGGACUUCGUAAAUUCCGAUUCGGGUAUGACUGGUAUGACAUAUCUUCCGAA